Molecule: messenger RNA, 1449 nt
Organism: Chaetura pelagica (chimney swift)
Lineage: Eukaryota; Metazoa; Chordata; Aves; Apodiformes; Apodidae
Gene: EGR4
Product: early growth response 4
Exons: 3
Coding region: 1-1449 (482 amino acids)
Biological process (GO): regulation of transcription by RNA polymerase II
Molecular function (GO): RNA polymerase II cis-regulatory region sequence-specific DNA binding; DNA-binding transcription factor activity, RNA polymerase II-specific
Source: RefSeq, a predicted model, not a curated record
AUGCUGAACGUGAUGGAUUUCUGCCCGGAUCCUCUUUACUCCAAGUACGAGGAGAGCUGCGAGGUGAAAGCCGGAGACCUGCAGGGCUUGGGGCAGGCUGAGCAGCAACUUCUGGCCGAGGUCGAUUUCCUGGCAGGAGAGCUGCUGGGCACCCCGAGGAGCGGCGGGGGGGUGGAUUCCCCCCCCCUGGGCAGCCAACCCUCCCCUUCCCUCAGCUACACCGGCAGCUUCUUCAUCAAGGCGGUCCCGGAGCAUCCCCAGGACCAGGAAUCUCUCUUCAACCUGAUGUCGGGAAUCCUGGGCAUCUCCCCUUUCUCCUCCUCCGAGGGCCACCCAAGGCACCAGGAUGCUCUUUACCAGUGUCCCGAGGUGGCUCAGAGCCAGCUGGACCUUUAUGCCACCUGCCAGCCUGAAAUGCAGGGAUCCAGCCAAGCCCCUUUCCCGGAGCAGGGAUACAGCAGCUUCCCCCCGGCGGAGGGGGCUCAGCCCCUCCAGGCACAACCCACCUUGGGAAACACCUCGCACUGCUUCUUCCAGCCCAAGCUGGACAGCAAGCAGGACAUCAAGCUGCCUUCUGGCUCCCCACCUCUGGAGAAGUUUAAAGCCCCCUGCGCCCAGUGGGAGCCCAUCACCCAGCAUCAGGCCUACUACCAUUCUCCCGAAGCCUUCCCAGCUGGUGAGAGCAACCAGGGGCUGUUCCACCCUCUGGGCUCCAAGAUGGAGAGUGCCUUGUCCAUCAGCUGCCACUGCCAGUCGGAGCUGGGCAGCCUGGCAGAGGAUGCUUCCUGCUUCGGCACCCACCUGGGCUACGGCUGCGAGCCGGAAAACUUCCCAGCCCGCGGGGACUUCGCCGACACCAAGAUCCACAACCUCCCGCUGAUGCCGGAUUUCGACCCUUCCUUGGCCCAGCCUGAAGUCCUGCCGGGUGUGCUGAGCUCUGCUGAGCUCCUCCACCCUCACCCUUCCCCCUCCGUCCCCCACACGGACUUCCUGAGCCGCGUCCCCCCUUCCUCCAUCCCUCCCCUGCUGCCCGCCAACCCUCCCUCCUCGGCCGAGCCCAAGAAGAAGACCCGGAGGACCAAAUGCUCUUCCAAAUGCUUCUGCCCCAAACCCCACGAGAAGGCUUUCGCCUGCCCGGUGGAGAACUGCAUCCGGAGCUUCGCCCGCUCGGACGAGCUCAACAGGCACCUCCGCAUCCACACGGGCCACAAGCCCUUCCAGUGCCGCAUCUGCCUGAGCACCUCCAGCCGCAGCGACCACCUCACCACCCACAUCCGCACCCACACCGGGGAGAAACCCUUCUCCUGCGACACCUGCGGCCGCCGCUUCGCCCGCAGCGACGAGAAGAAGCGUCACGGCAAGGUCCACCUGAAGCAGAAAGCCCGCACGGAGGAGAAGCUGAAAGGCUUGGGGUUCUUCUCCGUGGGUCUCUCCUUCGGGACAUUGUGA